Molecule: messenger RNA, 1498 nt
Organism: Salvia miltiorrhiza (redroot sage)
Lineage: Eukaryota; Viridiplantae; Streptophyta; Magnoliopsida; Lamiales; Lamiaceae
Exons: 1
Coding region: 41-1399 (452 amino acids)
Source: RefSeq, a predicted model, not a curated record
UAUACCUCCACCCUAUUAUUUUUCCAUUUCUCAUACAAAUAUGUCUGUGAAUGAAAACUCUUCGGUUGAUUCAGACUCAAGUUCUGAUGUUUCCCAUUCCAAUGAACUUGAUGAAUGGGAAGAACGAGUUUAUCAACAAAAUCGUCAACUUGAUAGCAUCAUCCAAAAUAUGAUCAUAAACAAUCAUAAUCUGAUUGUAGGAAAUCAAAUUCCAACAGUCAACAGGAGAUAUUGUGAUAGGGAACGCGAGUUUGGUGCAGAGCGUUUGAUCAACGACUACUUCAGUGACAGCCCAACGUAUACUCCAGAAAUCUUCCGGCGGAGAUUUCGCAUGCAGAAAUCGCUAUUCAUUCGAAUAGUGGAAGCUGUUACUGCUAAUGAUGAGUUUUUUCAACAGAGACGAGAUGCCACCGGCAGAGUAGGUCUUUCAUCAUUGCAGAAAUGUACUGGAGCUAUGAGGGUGUUGGCAUAUGGGACAUCUUCCGAUGUUGUCGAUGAGUAUCUGCGAAUGAGUUCAUCUUCUACAAGAGAUGCUUUAGUCCAUUUUGUGGAAGGUGUUAUAUCUUGCUUCGGUGGUACGUAUCUCAGAAGGCCUAAUGAACAAGAUUUGGCAAGGCUGCUCUAUGUUGGAGAACAACGUGGUUUCCCAGGCAUGAUUGGCAGUAUUGAUUGCAUGCAUUGGGAGUGGAAAAAUUGUCCUAAUGCGUGGGCCGGCCAAUAUACUGGGAGAAGUGGAAAACCCACGAUCAUUUUGGAAGCUGUUGCCUCAUACGACUUGUGGAUAUGGCAUGCGUUCUUUGGAACACCAGGUUCGUGUAAUGAUAUUAAUGUACUCCAUCGAUCUCCUGUUUUUAAUGAUGUCUUAGAAGGUCGAGCACCAAAGGUUAAUUACGUAGUGAAUGGCCGUCAUUAUGAUAUUGCAUAUUAUUUAACUGAUGGUAUAUACCCUUCAUGGGCUGUAUUUGUCAAGUCAAUUACUUCCCCACAGAUCCGCAAACACAAGUUGUUCGCUCAACACCAAGAGUCUGUCCGAAAAGAUGUUGAGCGAGCAUUUGGAGUCCUACAAGCUCGAUUUGCAUUUUUACGACGCCCAUGUCUUGUUUGGGAUAAAGUUUUGAUGGGAAAAAUUAUGAUGGCUUGUAUCAUCAUGCAUAAUAUGAUAGUCGAGGAUGAACGAGAUACCUACCAAAAUUAUUGUGAUCCAACAGAAUUUUUUAUGGAUACACCUACAAGAGCACAAACAGAAGAUGACGAACAUUUUCGCUAUUCUACUGAACGUAUUGCGAGCUUGUCUACUUAUAUGACUAAUAGAGAUCAACUUCGCAAUAGAGAAGCUCAUAGGACUCUUCAAGGUGAUUUGAUUGAGCACAUAUGGGAAAAAUUUGGCACUGGCAAUUAAAUAUGUAAUUUGUAUUUUCUAAUUGUAUUUUAAAAUUUCACGUAUUGUACUUUGAUAUAUUUAAUUUCAGUUGUGUGUUUAAUUCUUGUAAUCUUCCUU